Messenger RNA from Onychostoma macrolepis, 1705 nucleotides. RefSeq names its product THO complex 6 (gene thoc6). Gene Ontology annotation, biological process: mRNA export from nucleus. Bases 144 to 1115 code for a protein of 323 amino acids. The transcript has 13 exons. NCBI's taxonomy places the organism in Eukaryota, Metazoa, Chordata, Actinopteri, Cypriniformes, Cyprinidae. Gene Ontology annotation, molecular function: protein binding. The record is from RefSeq and is a predicted model, not a curated record. Gene Ontology annotation, cellular component: transcription export complex; THO complex.
AAUGAGUCUGUGGAGGCAGGUUGUCUAUUGCGUCAUAUUUACGCGACGCUGUUUGGUUUGAACGAGCAGCACGAAAAGGCUUUGUAUGGGAACUGGCCGAGGGUUUUUCAAGUCAAAUUAAUAGCUUAAUAAACUCCAGGAACAUGGGUCCAGUUGAGCUGCUGCAUAUGUCCGUGUUCUCCCAGAGUUUCUCUCCCUGCGGCCGUUUCCUUGCAGCGGGGAACAACUACGGAGAGAUCGCGGUGUUCAGUCUUUCAGCUGCACUGAGUCCAGAAGCAUCAGAGGGGAGCCAGAAGCCCAUCCUUAACUUCACUGCUCACGAUGGUCCGGUGUUCACUCUUCUCUCCACGGACACUCAUCUCCUGAGUGCUGGGAACGGAGAGAUCAGUGCCUGGAGUUGGGCAGAGCUCAUCAAAAAAACCACCAAAGCUGCGUGGACAAGGAAACCCAGUUAUGAGACUAGUCUUGAAAUACCAGAGAUCAAUGCAAUGAUCAUUAACCCAAAGGAUAACAGCUUGAUAGUUGGAGGAGGUGACAAUAACAUUCACAUCAUGGACAUGGAGACUGGCAUCUUUAAGUCUGUACUGAAGGGCCACACUGACUAUAUCCACUGCCUGUGCUUCAAAGAAAGGGAAGGGGAGAUCCUCUCUGGUGGGGAGGAUGGUGCUGUGAGGAUAUGGGACUCCCGGACAAAUCGCCCAGUUCAUUGUAUUGAAGUUUUCAAAUACGAGGAAUGCGCACGCCCCCAGUUUGGGAAGUGGAUUAGCUGUCUUGCUACAGACUCUGAUUGGAUGCUCUGUGGUGGAGGCCCAUCGCUCUCAUUAUGGCACCUCCGUUCCAUGUCCCCCACCUCUGUCUUCCCUUUGCCCGGCUGUCAAAGGGAAGCUGUCUUUCAUCAGGACCUGAUCAUGUCAGUAGGUGAGGGACCGUAUGUAUCCCACUGUUUACAUGGAGGAACCGUGAAAGCUCAGAUUCCCUGCACUCCUUCCUCACUCAACACACUGGCUCUCAAUCUCAAAAACACUGAACAUAGGGUUAUGACAGUAGGGGGCAGUAGUCACCAAAUUGAUGUGUUCACCAACUUCAGUUACAGAGCCUUUUCUCUGUCAUUUUGAGCACAGGCCAACAUUUGUUUGAAUUUGAUUUGAAAUCUGUGGCAAAUUCUUGAUUUACGAUUUCGCUAGAAUGCAACUAAACAAUGUAUUUUUAUAAUAAACUUUUUUUUUUUUUGGUUAUUGUUCGCUGUUUUUUUUUCAAUGUGUGUUUUUAGCUUUACAUUUGAAUCAUGCAUUUUACCCUGAAAAGGCCUUUGAAGGUGCACUUGGUCGGGUUUUUUUUGUGUUACACUAGUAAAAUGUGCAAAGUAUAGUAUUAUUCAUGUACUUUUUUUUUUUUUUUUUUAAUGAAAAUGUACAACAUUAUGUGAGAUUUACAAUGUUAAUUACUGUGCCUAAACUGUAUUAUCUCAGUCUAAGGAAAUGGUCAAAACAUUGGUUACAGAAAUGCAGUGAGAAGUAUUCAGUUGGUCACAAGGUCAAAACGGUAGCCCUGAGCCCGCAUGAGGCGACCAACUCCAUGUAAAAAUAAACUUUAUUAGGCUGCUGAUACAACUGGAAUAUUCAUUUCAUGUAUGUGCUAAUCUUUUUAAACAUUUUUCUCAAAGCACUAUUCAUUUCUUUACAUGUAAAACUUUUAUAAAAUGAAC